Messenger RNA from Physella acuta, 381 nucleotides. Its product is annotated as ficolin-2-like. The record is from RefSeq and is a predicted model, not a curated record. NCBI's taxonomy places the organism in Eukaryota, Metazoa, Mollusca, Gastropoda, Physidae.
AUGUGUGACACAGUGACAGACGGUGGAGGAUGGACCAUUUUCCAAAGACGUGUUUCUGGGACUGUAGAUUUUUAUCGGAGUUGGGCGGAAUACAAAAAUGGGUUUGGUGAUUUCAGUUCAGGUAAUUUUUACCAGGGUAAUGAGAACAUUUAUCUCUUAACGUCUAAAAACAAAACAGAACUGAGAGUGGAUAUGACCUUCAAUGGACAGAAUUAUUUCGCCAAGUGUUCCAGCUUCAACAUUUCAAGCGAGACAGACGGCUACACGGGAAAUGCUGGGGACGGUUUAUCUGAACACAGCGGUUUUAUGUAUUCUACAUUUGAUCGGGACAAUGACAUAGACCAGGGGUCUCCAAACUUUUCUGUCCGAGGGCCGUAUUAA